Molecule: messenger RNA, 1992 nt
Organism: Punica granatum (pomegranate)
Lineage: Eukaryota; Viridiplantae; Streptophyta; Magnoliopsida; Myrtales; Lythraceae
Source: RefSeq, a predicted model, not a curated record
ACGAGGGAUGCAAGAACGAACACGAGGCCAUUAAUCACACCCUCCCGCCUCUGCCCUUUUCGCCCCGUCUCGCCCCGUCUCGUUCCCAAUUUCCCACAAGGGGCAUUGAGUUCUUGAAGUUCCAGAGGCCCUUUUGGUGGUUCUUGCGGGGGGAGGUGAAGAGAGGGGAGGGGCGGUGAAUCAAUCCCUUCUCUUUCGAUCAAUGGCGGGUCGUGACUCGCCUCCCGAGUUGAGUCUUGAAGGGGUUGAAGAUGUGGAAGAGUACAUCUGGGCAAAUGAAGGGGAAGGGUCACUGCCAUGGGAUAGGUUCAGCUAUGUCUUUGAUCUUGUAGAGCGUGGAAACAGAGCAUUCCGUGAGAACCGUCUUGAACGCUUUGAAGAGGCUAUCAAUUGUUACUCUAGAGCGAAUAAUGUCAAACCGAGUGAUCCUGUUAUUCUUGGAAACCGCUGUGCCACCUACAUUAGGAUAAGUCUAUACCUGAGACAUCGAGCUGCUGCAGCUUCAGAGUGUAGAGCCUUAAAUGGGCUUGAUCCUACAAUACAUGCAGAGCUUGCUCUAAAGGAUGCUGACAAGGUACUCAGCCUUCGUACCAACUCAAUUAGAUCAUACAUUUUAAAGGCCAAUGCUUUAUUCUUAGUAGAGAAGUAUGAAGCCGCCCGUGAUGCAAUUCUUUCUGGCCUUCAAGUGGAUCCUUUUAGUUUCUGUGGUACCCAUGCUACAGAAGCUUCUGUCACGGAUAUUCUUUCGCGAUCCUUUCUGGUAAUGUGCAGCAAUGCUCUUCAGGCCCUUCUUCGGAGCUUGCUUAGAACACAACCCACCUUGAGGGGGAGGAGAUGCCACCAGGAACUUGAGCGAACUGAUGACUUCGACUGCACUCUCUGUUUGAAGUUGUUACAUGAGCCAAUUACAACUCCUUGUGGCCAUUCUUUUUGCCGUGCUUGCUUGUUUCAGUCUAUGGAUCGUGGUAACAAGUGCCCAUUGUGUCGAACAGUUCUAUUUAUCAGUCCUAGAACAUCCGCAGUCAAUGUGACACUCAACAACAUUAUACAAAAGAACUUUCCCGAAGCGUAUGAGGAAAGGAAGGCUGAUCACCAAAGUUUGACCAACUUUGGGAAUGACAAGGUCCCACUUUUUGUCAUGGAUGUCGUAAUCCCUUGCCAAAAGUAUCAUCUUCACAUUUUUGAGCCACGAUACAGGCUUAUGGUGAGGAGGAUAAUGGAAGGAAACCACCGGAUGGGAAUGGUUAUGCUCGAUCCAAAUACAGGAUCAGUUGCUGAUUUUGCUUGCGAGGUGGAGAUCACUGAGUGUGAGCCACUUCCUGAUGGACGAUUCUUUAUAGAGGUAGAAGGCCGCCGAAGAUUUCGUAUUCUAAGAUCAACGGAUCAAGAUGGGUACCGAGUUGCAGAGGUUGAAUGGGUACAAGACAUACAUCCCCCUGAUGGAACAGAAGUACGAGCAGAUUUGCAAGAGUUGACGAAUACUCUAUCCGAACAUUCAAGGGCAUGGUUAACAAGGGCUAAGCAAGCAGCACGGCAAGAUCGAGCAAGAUACGAGAAGCUCCUCAGCUUGGAGAGAAUGAUGCCUUCAGCACAGGAUCCCGAGCGGUUCAGUUUCUGGCUCGUAACUCUAACGAACAGGAGGCCUGCAGAAAAGAUGGAACUCUUGCGACUAAGAGACACUAGAGAGAGGAUAAGUCGCGGGCUGAUAUAUCUCAGAGCUGAAGAGCAAGGAUGUAGAGUCCAAUGAUAUGCUCAGAAACCACAUUGAUUGGGUGUUUGUUCUUCGUAUAUUUUCUCAUAUACAAUGUAUACAUUUGCAUAUAUAUACUUGAUAUCACAGGAUAUUUUUGAAUUAAAUUCAUUUGUUGUCAAAGUUCUAUAUUCUUUGAUCCACUCCAUAGAAUCUUUGUGGAUCCCUUUGAUUUGUAAAGAUGCUUGUAUAAACACAACUUUUAUCUACAUAAGAGGACACUUGAUGAUCUUCGUUCGGCA